UCCUCGAUAAUUACGCAUAUCCAUACGAAUCUGUAAUUAUGUGGUGGCGUUCAUCAGGACGUAGCACUACUGUAGCGAUCAAUGAUCAAAUGGCGUCUGCUCCAAGCGAUGCGGACUGAUCAAUUUGACAAAACAGGCGUACAGUUUGGAGCUCCGAUUUCUCCGUACGGUUCUGUAGAGUACAUGGAGCACAAAUAGUUCCAAUUUAAGAAACGCCGCCCUUAGACCAAGUAGAGUAACUAUCAAAGUUGCCAUUUGAGGAGUAAUUUUCGGCCAACCAAACGCCAUUUGGGAUUGGUAUUUACGAACUGUGUGUUAUAAGUUCUUGACGUCAUGGAUCAAUU
Messenger RNA from Ceutorhynchus assimilis (cabbage seed weevil), 344 nucleotides. NCBI's taxonomy places the organism in Eukaryota, Metazoa, Arthropoda, Insecta, Coleoptera, Curculionidae. The record is from the annotation of a GenBank genome assembly.